This is a messenger RNA of Bipolaris sorokiniana ND90Pr, 620 nucleotides long. RefSeq lists its product as uncharacterized. NCBI's taxonomy places the organism in Eukaryota, Fungi, Ascomycota, Dothideomycetes, Pleosporales, Pleosporaceae. Bases 136 to 309 code for a protein of 57 amino acids. The record is from RefSeq and is a predicted model, not a curated record. The transcript is spliced from 2 exons.
GACGUGGUUGUCUUUAUCUGAAGGUCUUCUUUUUACUUUGUAUAGCGAGAUUGAUCGUCGGAUUAUCUACCUACCUGUAUAACUACGACACUACACAAAAAAGGUGGAUUGCAUACCUACAACAGAAUAAUCACCAUGUGCAAGAAAGCUUCAUGCGACUCCUGCCACAAGGUCACUUGGUGGGGCUGUGGAAAGCACGUUGCUGGUGUCAUGGAGAGCGUUCCGUCAGAGCAGUGGUGCACAUGCGUACCACGGAUCGAGCAAGAGGGACAGCAAUACCCGCCCAAGGGCUCUUUGUCAUCGGCAUGACUCCCGACGUGGUUGAGCGGGCGUAAGAAUUGAUGGCAGGACAACUGGUACUACUCAUCAAUUUCGGCCUGCUCGGCCCAAGAACAAAACCCACGCAGGAAAAUUGUACACGACACGGCGUAUGUAGGAGUAAAGGUGUGAAAAAAAAGGGCGUUUUCUUGGCCUUUACGGCAUGAUGCGGAUGUUGUUAGUUUCCUUCUAUGAGAAGGACUUAGCGACUUGCAAUAUUACAACAUUACCGUUACUAGUUUCCACGAAUAGUUAUGUAUCUGAACCAAUUGAUGCUUUAGACACCAGUCAGCACCCACGAA